Molecule: messenger RNA, 4324 nt
Organism: Epinephelus fuscoguttatus (brown-marbled grouper)
Lineage: Eukaryota; Metazoa; Chordata; Actinopteri; Perciformes; Serranidae
Gene: xkr7b
Product: XK, Kell blood group complex subunit-related family, member 7b
Exons: 4
Coding region: 2-1837 (611 amino acids)
Biological process (GO): apoptotic process involved in development; phosphatidylserine exposure on apoptotic cell surface; engulfment of apoptotic cell
Cellular component (GO): plasma membrane
Source: RefSeq, a predicted model, not a curated record
CAUGGCCGCUAAGUCGGAUGGAGCAGCGGUGUCUGUGGAAGAUGACAACACGCCCAGGAGCCUCUCGGAGCCGGGGAACCCCGCCGCCCGGCCCCGCUGCAGCGCCGCCGGCGGGAAACCCUACACCCUGCUGGACUGCUGCUGGGUGCUCUGCGCCCUGCUCGUCUUUUUCUCCGACGGCGCGACCGACCUGUGGCUGGCCGCCGACUAUUACCUGAGAGGUGACUACUGGUGGUUCGGCUUGACGCUCGUCUUCGUCGUGGUGCCCUCCGCUGUGGUCCAGGUAUUGAGUUUCAGGUGGUUCGUGUACGACUACUCGGAUAUGAGCUGCGGGGACGGAGCAGCGAGCGGCAGCGGGACCGGCGCGGCGGCGGCAGGCGCGGCAGGCGGAGCAGCCACGGCGGGCGACAGCACUUUAAGCACCAAGGACAGCGACCAGCGCGGUGGGAGCGCGGCGGCGGGGAACGCCGCGAAUGCUACCCCGGUUUACACAUCCUCUGCCCCGCCUGCGACGGCAGGGAGAGUCGAGGGCCCCUCGAGGUGCUGCGCUGUCUGCAUGUGGGUCUUUCAAACCGUGCUUCACGUCCUGCAGCUGGGGCAAGUCUGGAGGUACAUCCACGCCCUCUACCUGGGCGCCCAGAGCCGUUGGCACAGCAAUGGGCCCAGCCGCCACUUCCACUGGCAGCUGAUGUUUGAGAGCGCCGACAUCACCAUGCUGCGCCUCCUGGAGGCCUUCCUGAAGUCGGCUCCGCAGCUCGUCCUCCAGCUGAGCAUCAUGAUCCACGGAAACACCGUCCUCCCUCUGCAAGGUCUCUCGGCCUCGGCCUCCCUGGUCUCUCUGGCCUGGAUGAUCGCCUCCUACCAGAAGGUUCUCCGGGACUCCCGCGACGACAAGCUGCCCAUGUCCUACAAGGCCGUGAUCACCCAAAUGCUGUGGCACUUCUUCACCAUCGGGGCGAGGACAGUGGCCUUCGCCCUCUUCGCAUCCGUCUUCCAGCUCUACUUCGGCAUUUUCAUCGUCAGCCACUGGUGCGUCAUGACCUUCUGGAUCAUCCAAGGUGAGACCGACUUCUGCAUGUCCAAGUGGGAGGAGAUCAUCUACAACAUGGUGGUGGGCAUCAUCUACAUCUUCUGCUGGUUUAAUGUCAAGGAGGGGCCCAGCCGCUUCCGUAUGACCGUCUACUACUCUGUGACGCUGGCUGAGAACGUGGCACUGACCGCCGCCUGGUACACGUACCGCGGCCCCCACACCUCCGACUCCUACGCCCUGGUGGUGGUAUGCCUGGUGGCCUGCAGCUUUGCCCUGGGAACCUUCUUCAUGUUGGUGUACUACUGCUGGCUGCACCCCGAUGGGCCCGUUCUGGGCUCACAGUGGGGAGGGUGUGUGGAUGAGGGCGCGGUGGGUGCGGGAGGGGUAGCAGGAGUGAUUGAUGCUUGUCUCACCCCAUCCCAAGGGUCCCAAACAGACAUGGUCAUAACCAGCCCUCCAAGGACUCUCCCCAGGACUAAAGACACAGGGGAGCCGGUUCCCGGAGAGCGCGACAAGGACAGGGACAGAGACAGUUGCCUGCCUGUCUUCCAGGUACGCCCCUCUCCGUCAUCCUCUCCUGCACUUCUUCACAGGACCUCCUCACAAUGCCGGGCACAGGAGGGCCCCGUGAUCCGAAUCGACCUACCGAGGAAGCGCUACCCGGCCUGGGAUGCGCACUUUAUCGAUCGGCGCCUCCGCAAGACCAUUCUGCUUCUGGAGGCCACCUCAGCCACCAGCCCGAGGAUACAGUACAGGAGUAGCAUGAUGGGCAGCAAAGAGGUUUUAGAAUAUGAGACAACUGUUUAAGCCAACAGGGGCUCUUAAACUUAAAAGUGCAGUCUGGGACCAAGGCUGAGCCUGAGAUCAGUUCUCAUCCCAGGACUACCUUCACCAGGAGAAGCAUGGAGAGAAGACACAGAGUGUCAGGCAGCUCCUUUUUUCUAAAAGAGGUUGUCAAAACUUGAUUGUAAAAUGUGAAGCGCAAUCUGGGACCAAAGCUCUCCCCUUAGGGCGCAGUUCGGGAGUACGUAGCAUGAAUGAGCCGUGGGAAGUGAAAGAAGUAACACUGAACUGGGAUAAUCUUCGUCUUUUCUAAAAGCUUGGAGGUGAGAAAUUUAAUCUCUCAUCCUGGGACCAAGGAGUGUUAGAUUUAGUUUCAUCCUGCAUGGUCAGAACAAGAAGUAAAAGGAUUUGAGAGCAACAAAGUUGCGCAGUUUGAGAUAAUUGAGAAACAGUCUGCUGCAUGAACUUGAGUCUUGGACCCCGGAGACUCAACAGAGACUUACCAGGGAACUUUUAGAGAGACUGGAGUUUGUACGGGACAUGCAAUCGUUUGGUUUGGUAGCAAAUUAGACACUGACAGAAAAUGGGGACUCACUAGCUCAUAAAUUUUGCUUUAGUGAUUUGCAGGGCAAAAGACGUCCAGACAUCUAGGUUAAAACUGAGCUAAAUUUGGUUGAAAAGAUGUGUCUAGGUUUUUAGAGAUCUAGGUUACAUAUAAUAGGUUAGACAUGUUUCAACAGCACUUACAUUUGUGUAUUUCAGUGAAGCAGGACAUAACUACAGGUUGAAAUAUAUUAAAACUGUGAAUGAAACAAUGGUUAUUUUUAGCUUAGACGUCUCACUUUUUAGCCACAUUUAGCCCAGUUUUAACCAAAACAUCUAGAUUUCUUUUUACCUUUAAUUCUUUGCAAACUGAGUAUACUUCAUAUUGUAGUAAACUCAGUGACUUAACAGAGUAUACAUACAGUAAAUAGGAAUUCAUUUGUUUUAGCAAAGAAACAGAGAGGAAGCAUUUUUCUUUUUCCCAUACCACCAUGCUUCCAAAAGGUUGCAUGUCCCUCACAAACCUUGGUAACCGUCCUUUAAGCAUUCUGUCCGUGGUGUCUAAAGAGAAAUGUUGUCUCGUUCAUUUGGCUCCAGUCUCAUGGGAGCACGAGGACCCAUCAAACGUAGGCUCGCAAGUCCACAUGGUUUCUGAAAUGUAAGCCUGAGAUACAAGUGAAAACAGUCACCCAUUCAUAUGUGAUACAGAAACAGCCAUAGCAAAAGUCCCGCUGUUUACAUCCCAGCUGCUCUGUCACCCCCCCCCCCCCAACCUGAGAAAGGACUUGUUUGGAAAAAUCAAUCAGGACAGGAUGUAAGGUGGACGACUUCUGCGAUGGCUACCACCAUAUGGCAUGCCGUAAUUCACCACAAACAGGCCUGUGAUGUACAGUCGAAUAAAUACAGAUGUCAGUUAUAAGCUAUUAUAAUAAGCUGUAGUUAGGUGAUGAAUGACUUUUGGAUGAAAAAGCUUCAUUUACUCGGGAGAGUCUAAAUGUUGUCCACUUUUCUUGGAAUACAUACAAUGUAGGGGUAUGAAGGGUAUCAUGAGCAACCUCAUUAUGCUAUGAAAACAUUUUCCAGUGUUUGGUUUUUGGGGAGAACAUCAGCUGAUGACAAACGUCUCUUAACCAUGUCAAUAGACUUUGAAUCCUCGAGCAGUUUGUUGGAAUGUGAAAACACUAGCGCUCAUCCAGUAAACGGUUAAUACACAUAACAAUAUGUGCUCAAAGCAAAUUGCUAACAAAAACUCUGAGAUGCAAAGCACCAGGAUUGUUUUUGCAGGCUAGCUAGUUAGCAAUAGCUGCUGUUUCUUGUUUCAGAUGGGACGUUGACGUGGGUUUUAGGGCUGGGUAUUGUUUUAAAAAAUCUCAGUACCAGUAUCAAUACCUGUAUCCUUAAAGUGAUACCAAUACUGAUAUUGAUAGAGUACUUCAUUCAAUACCCAAAAUGUAAAAUGAGCAGUGUGUAGUAUCGCCAUACUUUAGAAUGUUUUGGUUGCAUCUCGGAUGGAUUGUAGCUGCUGCUGCAGGAGUGUGAGCUCCAAGGUGGGGACAGAGAGUCUGACUGUACCCUCACAGUGACAGGGUUAUCUGUUAGCAUCACAUAGCUGAUGUUACCUGACAGGUUUAAUUACCAAGUUGAGCCAUUUUGGCAUUGGUGUGAGUUUGUUGGGACUGUUAAACAGCUUGGUGUUGCAUUUUAGCUGCUGCUGCUGUUUUAGCUCGUACUGAGCUCCAGAGAUGGCAGCAACAGAAAGUUUGCUGAUCUGGAGGAGAGCCGGAACGUUCGGGAGUCAACACCCCUGCGUGAAAAGGAUCAGAAGGAGGUGUUGUGUGAGUAAAGACGUCUUGAUACUACUAGGCAUUGGGUUAUUAUAAUACCACUAUAAAUACCUGUACCCUUAAAGUGCUACCGAUAUCGAUUGAGUACUUCAUUCGAUACCCAUAAUGUGAAAGGAGUGGUGUG